UCACUUCUUCCCGAUAUUACGAAUCCAUUUGACAAUAGGUCGCUUUGGCGUAAUAAUAAUAAUAAUGGAAAAAUACCGUAGAGUAUAAGCACAAUGGCAGUAAUUUGGUAUUUACUCGGAAGAUAGAGCAUAACAAAUGCGAUUCUUCAUGUCCGAUCGCUUGAACUUUUCUUCUGGAAAUAAAAAGACCAUGUAGCGUUCUAGUUCAGUAAAAACGGGUUUUAAGUGCCAUUUAAUAAGGUCCGGUUGUGGAGGAGGUGGUGUGCGAAAAGGACUCCUUCCGAAUAUGUGUACUUAUUAAAUAUAAAAUUAAAUAAAUAAAAUACCACAGUUCAGCCCACACCAGAGAAAAAUGUUCUUGAUGGAAAGCUUUUUUACAAGGAUAUCCGAAGAUUUCCGACAAAGGGAGCUGCUUCCUUUGAAGCUUCUCUUUUUCGUCCAUUCAUCGACUAUGUACGUCUUAUACCCGUACUUGACCAUACAUAUGAGAGAACUUGGCAUCAACAUAGAAGAGACAGCGAUAAUGGCUGCCGUAACGCCGAUCGUAGCGAUCGUUAUGCCACCCAUCGCAGGCAUGGUCGCCGAUAGAAUUGGCAAUUUUAAGAUACUCCUCUCUCUAUUUAGCGGGCUUGGUGGUGCGGCAUCCCUCCUUUUACUGCUUGUUCCAGUCGGGAGGAUAACGAUAUCCUACCCGAACAGCACUGUCAUGGAACUCGACAGUAUACAAGGAGAAAUCGACUUAAGAAUAGCUCAAACUAUCCCCUGUGACCGGGUACUCAAUGCAACCAUUCCGGUACAGAUGAGAGUCGAAGCUUGUGGACUAAUUUGCACAAGAUCGCCGGAAGAUUUUAUUCCCUAUGAUAAGGGGCCUCAAACGGUUAAAGAAGAAAAUUCUGCUAUCUUGAGAACCAGAAACUAUACAAUUUAUAUUGUUACACCUGGAAAUGGUACUGAUUCAUAUCAGUACAACCUUGGACCUGGUGAUCUCCCAUUGUACAAAGCCAGGGUCAACAAUGAUGUUCGAAAUUUGAAAAAAAUGUUCAACAAAGGGCAUUUUUCAACUUCGGUUCGUCAGCUCACACCGACAAAGUAUUUUUUCCCUGCAUCCGGCCUCUAUUCUUUCGAUUGCUCAGUCCAAGACAAAAACGCAGAUUGUAUGAUUAAACUUGAAAAAGGCAAAGAAUCUUUAAAAAUACUAUCAGCUGAAUCGAAAACUUUCUCCGUUAAACUGAAUAAUUCUCAACGUGAUGAUAAGUUGUUCAGUAAGUUUUGGGUGAAUGAGAUGAGGCCGACGUUCGGCAAUGUUUCCAGCUGGACGUUUAUGGAGCUACUUGGAUCUUCAGAUAACAAAGAAGUCUCAGCAACGGUUGAUGUUCCAUUACCGAACAAAGACAAUGGACUUGAUGUUGAUGCAGUUCUUCAUUUAACAAAAUGUUCACGAAAAUGUUUAGCAACAAUCCCUAGACGGAGCAUAUGUCUGAACAAGGAAACCGUGGUGGAAUAUGACACAAAACUCACAUUCUGGUUGUACCUCACAAUAAGGGUUUUCAUCGGUAUGAUCAGUGGAACUGCUUUUGCCAUGUUUGAAGGAGCUGUCAUUGCCAUAUUAAGAGAGCAUAAAGCAGAUUAUGGUUUGCAAAGAAUUUACGCAACAAUUGGAGGAAUGAUAAGCUCUCCGCUUUCAGGCUGGCUUAUUGAUACUGCAAGUAGUGACAAGUUGUACACUGACUUUACUCCAGCGUUUUACCUGUACGCAGCUAUGAAAAUUGUUAGCGCUCUUCUCAUGAUGACAAUCAAUCUACAGUUCAAAUCACCAGCUACAAAUGUUCUAGCUGAUGUACUGAUUGUAUUAAAGAAAGUUGAAAUUGUAGCACUCUUCAUUACUUGUUUUAUUUUAGGGACUGCAUGGGGUUACAUAGAAAGUUUUUUAUUCUGGUUGUUGCAAGACCUUGGCGCCUCUAGAUCUCUGAUGGGAAUUACAAUAACAGUCGGAGGAAUCGCUGGAUUGCCUCUGCUGGUAAUGUCAGGACCGAUUAUUGAUAAAAUUGGCCAUGCGAAUGUUUUAUUUAUUGGAUUUAUUUUUUAUGCGAUUAGACUUCUUGGCUACUCUUUGAUAUACAAUCCCUGGAUGUGUUUAAUCUUUGAAGCUAUGGAGUCUGUCACCUCUUCACUGGCAUUCACGGCUGCUGUAACAUAUGCGGCUAAAUUAUCAACUAUGACGACCGAUUCAAGCAUCCAGGGACUUCUAGGCGGACUUUAUUUUGGUGUUGGUAAAGGUGCUGGAAGUUUGAUUGGAGGGUACUUAAUGGAAGGAGUAGGCACAAGGCCGACGUACCAAAUUUUUUCAGCUGUCACACUCAUCACUGGCUGUAUUUACUUUUUGUUCAAUCAUUUCUUUAUUUCUCAUCACUCGGACGAGGCAAAGGAAAAAAGGGCAAAGGAGCAGGAAGCACAACAGGAAAAAGAGCCCAAUAAAGAUAACAAAAACAACAACACGAAUCAAAAGAAAAACGGCGAUGAAACUGUUUCGAUGAGUGCUGUUUCAAACAACCUCAAUAGCAACGACAUCAGAAACAAUAUUCCAAACAAAAAUAGUAAUAAGAAUGUCGAUGUUGAAAACGGUAAGAUAAACAAAGGAUUUGAAACAAGUGAAGAAAAAAUUAAUACAGUUUUGGAAAAUAGGUAAUACAACAAUAUCGUUACAUAUAUAAUUUUAAUUUGACAUUUAUGUCUUGCCUGUAAAUACUCUCACGAUCAAAAAUGUACAUUUUAGAAGUUUCAUGAUCAUGUAACCCUCAGUGGCCUGACUGUGAUUAAUUUGAUUAAUUUUAGGAAAAAUUAUUAGACGAAUCAAAUCUUGUAUGUAAAUGUCUGUAAUUGUUCUUGUUGGAUUUUACUUAUCAUCAAUGUAGUUGUUACAUUAGCUGUUUCUUCUAAUCAUGUGAAAAUAAAAUAAUAAUAAUUUACUUAUUUUUCAUUUGUGUGUUUGUAACAAAUGUAGAGAAUCUGUAUGUAAGUACAAAAGUGAAAUUUAUAAACUGAAAUUAAUGUACAAACUUAUUGCCUUGGCUGUAUGUUUUAGGCAGACUAUUUUUAAUUUGGUUCCAAUGUAUAAACAUUGUUCCUUUUUUUAAAGA
Molecule: messenger RNA, 3137 nt
Organism: Cimex lectularius (bed bug)
Lineage: Eukaryota; Metazoa; Arthropoda; Insecta; Hemiptera; Cimicidae
Exons: 14
Coding region: 353-2686 (777 amino acids)
Cellular component (GO): membrane
Molecular function (GO): transmembrane transporter activity
Source: RefSeq, a predicted model, not a curated record